GAAGCAUUGCUUUGCAGCAAGUGAUUAUUCAGCAAAUAGUAAUACUCUAAUACUAGACUCACAGACACAGCUGCCCCUUACUCUACACGCACACACUCUCUCUCUAACACACACAAUAAUGGCGGCUUUAAGAGGAAUAUCCCACAACCUAUACACACAUAUCUCACACCCCAACCCUCAACUGCUAUUCUUCUUCAGAGGAUUCUCUUCUAAGCUUUUCGUCAAAGAUAUAUCUUUCUCCACCACAGAAGAGACAUUGGCUGAAGCCUUUUCAAAAUUUGGUGAAGUUACUGAAGCUAAAAUAAUAAGGGAUAAAGUCAGAAACAGAUCAAAAGGUUACGGGUAUGUGAGUUUUGCUAAAGAGGAUGAAGCCAAGAGGGCCUUGACGGACAUGAAUGGGAAGUUUCUAGAUGGGCGUGCCAUUUUUGUAGACCCUGCAAGGCCAAGUAGACAUUUUGAUUCUGCUAUGCGAGUAGCAAGAGGACCCCCAGAGCCAGCAGGUGAUAGCUGAUAUUAACUUUCAAGUCUUCUUGAUAUACAUGCACUAAUGUUGGAAAGACUAGCACACGAAUGGUCAGAUAUUUUAUGUGUAGCUUGUUUAAUUCUAUUGCUUUAGUAAACUUUUGAUCUCUCCGUGCCUAUGGAACUUCUGGACGUCACUUUUAGAACCAACUCUUUCCAUUAAGUCCAUAGCAUUUAAUGGCAAUUUAUCCUUUUCAAUGGGAUUUAACUAUUUAUACAAAUUGCUGCAAAGCAUUUAACUA
Molecule: messenger RNA, 764 nt
Organism: Quercus lobata
Lineage: Eukaryota; Viridiplantae; Streptophyta; Magnoliopsida; Fagales; Fagaceae
Product: small RNA-binding protein 11, chloroplastic-like
Exons: 4
Coding region: 119-511 (130 amino acids)
Molecular function (GO): RNA binding
Source: RefSeq, a predicted model, not a curated record